Molecule: messenger RNA, 792 nt
Organism: Mesorhabditis spiculigera
Lineage: Eukaryota; Metazoa; Nematoda; Chromadorea; Rhabditida; Rhabditidae
Source: the annotation of a GenBank genome assembly
AUGUGCCUCUUCGCCGCUCUGUUCAUCUCCACCGUGCUCUGCUUCUUCUACAGGCACCAGCAACUGCUCGGCGCCGGCAGCCCGUACAGGGUCUCGAACUUCUCUAUGGCAGCGAUCGGCGUCACCUAUUUUAUUAUCGAAAUCGUGCCCUGCUUCUGGUUAUUCCAUUACAUCCAGGUUCGCCAGGUUACCCCAAAAGAGCUGAUGAAUUUGUACCCGGAAUUCGCCAACCUGGCCCCAAUGAUCCUCUCGGGCCCCAAUUUAUUACUCGUCGACAGUGACGUCUAUUUUUUCACCCCAGGGCUGCGCGCGCAUAUUUGCGCCGUAUUUUUAUUAAUGUUUUUCGCGCUGAUACAUGUGGUUACGGUGGCCUGCCUCGUUCUAAACGCAAUUGCGCGUUUGGCGCUGGAGACGCGAGAGUUGAGUCAGAAAACGCGCAUGAUGCAGCGCUACUUCUUGAUGUCGUUGCUGGUGCAGACAUUAAUCCCGGCCGGCUGGAUGGCUCUGCCAUUUGCAGGACAUUUUAUCCUCUUCACCUUCAAGCUGCAGCUAGGGCAAGGUAUCAACCACGUCCUGCUUAUCCUAAUCUCCAGCCACGGAAUUAUCGCCUCAAUCACCACGCUUUGCAUCUACGCCCCCUAUCGGAAUUUCGUACGCCAAUUGACAGGGCGCUGCUACGGGAAAUUGGCCCCUUCAGCGCGCAUCGAAAAGGUGGCCGAAGAUCCGGUUUCCGGAAAAUCGCUGCACCACCACCUGAUGGCCGCCCAGAAGCAGGUUACCUCGAUCAGCAUU